Molecule: messenger RNA, 1737 nt
Organism: Arachis ipaensis
Lineage: Eukaryota; Viridiplantae; Streptophyta; Magnoliopsida; Fabales; Fabaceae
Source: RefSeq, a predicted model, not a curated record
AUGAUCAUUAACGGUGCAUCAGAUACUGUCUCAUGCCGUUGUUUUCCGAAUUAUUUAGAUGGUCCUACACUUGAUUGGUUGUGUGCUUUGCCUGCAGGUUUUAUCUCACGAUUUCAGCAGCUGGCCAAGCUAUUUGAAGAACACUUUGCUAGGUCUGUAAUUUAUCUCCACGACUCCAAUUAUUUGAACACAAUCAAGCAGGGACCUAAUGAAAGCCUGAAGGAAUAUAUGACCCGCUUCACGAAAGUCGCUAUCAAUAUACCCGACCUCCACCCCGAGGUCCAUCUGCACGCAAUCAAAAGCAGACUCCGACCUGUGAAGUUCCAAGAAACCAUCGCAGUAGCCAAGCCGAAGACCCUUGCUAAGUUUCGCGAGAAAGCCAAAGGCCAAAUUGAUAUCGAGGAGCUCAGACAAGCUCGGAAGUCCGAAAAAAUAUUUUAUCGAGACGAGGAUAAAACUCCAAGCGCUAAGAAAAAUUUUAAACUAACCCCUCGAUUUGAUUCUUAUACACAGUUUAACACCAAGAGAGAGGAUAUCAUCAAAGAGAUCCUCAAUUCAAAGCUCAUCAAGCCACCAAGGAAGGCCGGAACCUACCAAGAUACCAAGAAUGUAGACAAGUCCAAAUAUUGUGCCUUCCACCAGAAGCACGGCCACACCACCGACGACUGCGAGGUCGCGAAGGACCUCUUGAAGCGGCUAGCUUGGAAAGGACACCUUGACAAGUAUAUUGGCGGGGGAUACGCCAGUGGAGGGCAAUCAAAUUCGGCCAGGAAAAGAUCAUUCCAAGCAAUUUGCUCGGUGGAUGGACCACAACGCGAUACCGAAGCCGUGAACCAACUUCCCCAAGUAACUUUUACACACACAGACUUCGAUUCCAGUAUUCAGAACUUAGAUGACCUUGUGGUCAUUACCCUUCAACUGGGAGAUCUGUUGGUAAGGAAAGUACUCCUAGAUCCCGGAAGCAGCGCCGACGUUCUGUUCUACUCAACAUUCCAAAAGAUGAAACUCAGCGACAACAUACUCCAGUCAACAGGGGGAGACCUAGUCGGUUUCUCGGGAGAAAGAGUUCCAAUCUUGGGUUCAGUGUGGUUGCAAACCACACUGGGUGAGCAUCCUCUUUCCAAAACAUAUGAUAUUCAAUAUUUAGUAGUAGAUUGCUUUAGCCCAUAUAAUCUUAUACUUGGCCGACCUUUUGUAAAUAAGUUCGGCGCAAUUGUAUCUACAGUUCACCUGUGUGUCAAGUUUCCUCUGCAGGAUGAUCAAGUUGUAACGAUUCAUGGAGACCAUAAAGAAGCCCGCCAAUGUUACAACAUCAGCAUGAAAUUCCCAAAUCAUUCAAAGCAACAAGUCAACAAUGUCGACCUCGGCACCAGCAGCUCGACACUAGCAGACUUAGAUCCAAGAGCCAACUUUCUUGAACGACCUACACCAUCAGAUGACUUACAGAAAGUUUAUUUCAACAAUGAUCCUAAUAAAUUCACUUAUGUAGGUACAUCAAUCAGUGCAGCGGAGCUAAGGGACAUCGCUGCCUUUCUACAAGAGCAAGCCGACCUAUUUGCAUGGACGCCUUCGGACAUGCCCGGCAUAGACCCACAAAUCAUCAGCCACAAACUAGCUAUAAAUCUGACCAUCCGACCAGUACAGCAGAAGAAAAGAAAACUCGGCGAUGAAAAGAAAAACGCAUCCUUAGAAGAAACUCAAAAGCUAAUCAACGCGGAAUUCAUCAAAGAAAUCUGA